AUGGCGCUUCCCAAGGGCAUGCGCUACUUGGCUGGCGCCACUUUCUGCAUCUUCAUCUAUCUGUUCGUGCAGAUCCUCAAGGCGCCAGGUUCCGAGACACCCGUCGAGAUUCCGAGCAAGCUUCCGACCAACAAAGUCGGCGAUUGGGACCACGACCCUCAGUUAGAUCCCUCGGGCGAACCUCCUGAGCCGCUGCGACGAGUCAACGGCAACAACUACGCCCCGAACAAUCCCACAAGCGCGCGCAUCAACGCCACAAUCCUUAGCCUGGUGCGCAAUGAAGAGCUCCAAGACAUGCUACAGAGCAUGCGCGAUCUCGAGCGCACAUGGAACCACAAGUUCAAUUACCCCUGGACCUUCUUCAACGAUAAGCCCUUUACUGAAGAGUUCAAAAAGGCCACGCGAGCAGCCACCAAUGCUGAAGUGCGAUACGAGCUAGUCCCUGCCGAACACUGGGACGUACCCUCGUGGAUCAACAUGGACUUGUAUGAGGAGUCUGUUUCUCUGCUCAAGUCGCUGGACGUGCAAUACAUGGACAAAAAGUCGUACCACCAAAUGUGUCGGUGGAACAGCGGAAUGUUCAGCGAGCAUCCUGCGCUGAAGGACAUCCAAUACUACUGGCGCGUGGAGCCCAACGUUCACUUCUUCUGCGAUGUCGACUACGAUGUCUUUGCAUGGAUGCAGGACCACAACAAAACAUAUGGCUUCAACAUCAACAUCUACGACAGCCCUGACAGCGUCGCGACAUUAUGGCCUGAGACAAAGAAGUUCAUCGAGGAUAAUCCAGGUUACGUCCAUCCGAACAAUGCGCGAGAGUGGUUGGAAGACGACAAGCGACGGCCUGAGAACAACCAGAAAGCCCACGGUUACUCAACCUGCCACUUCUGGUCCAACUUCGAAAUCGGCGACCUGAGCUUUUGGAGGAGCAAAAAGUACCGCGAUUACUUCGACCAUCUUGAUCGUGCUGGAGGCUUCUUUUACGAACGCUGGGGCGAUGCGCCGGUACACAGUGUCGCAUUAGGAUUGUUCGAAGAUAAGAGCAAGAUACAUUGGUUCCGAGACAUCGGAUAUCAGCACAUACCAUUCUUCAACUGCCCGAACAGUCCAAAGUGUUCUGGCUGUGUUACUGGUCGGUUCACAGACGGUGAGAAGUGGUUGAAUCGGGAAGACUGUCGACCGCUGUGGUUCAAAUACGUUGGCAUGGACUGA
Alternaria burnsii is the source of this 1209-nucleotide messenger RNA. Its product is annotated as glycosyltransferase family 15 protein. Gene Ontology annotation, biological process: protein O-linked glycosylation; cell wall mannoprotein biosynthetic process; protein N-linked glycosylation. The coding region runs from base 1 to 1209 and encodes 402 amino acids. NCBI's taxonomy places the organism in Eukaryota, Fungi, Ascomycota, Dothideomycetes, Pleosporales, Pleosporaceae. Gene Ontology annotation, molecular function: alpha-1,2-mannosyltransferase activity. Gene Ontology annotation, cellular component: membrane; Golgi apparatus. The transcript has 2 exons. The record is from RefSeq and is a predicted model, not a curated record.